AUGUCGGAAAAUAAGGAGAAAGUCGCCGAGAGAUAUAAGAGUUAUAGCCACAGCCGCCUUCUGCUCAACCAGCUGGCACAGCUUCGUAACGACUCUUUGCUAUGUGAUGUGACUCUGGUCGUACAGGGAGCACGUUUCAACGCUCAUAGAAAUGUACUCGCUGCAUGCUCAGAUUAUUUCAAAGCCAUGUUUACAAACGAUAUGGCUGAAAAACACCUGCGUAUGUUCAUGAAGUCCGAUAUAUGCUUGGCAAAUCCUUUCAAAUAG
Messenger RNA from Cooperia oncophora, 267 nucleotides. The record is from the annotation of a GenBank genome assembly. NCBI's taxonomy places the organism in Eukaryota, Metazoa, Nematoda, Chromadorea, Rhabditida, Trichostrongylidae.